Botrytis sinoallii is the source of this 1429-nucleotide messenger RNA. RefSeq lists its product as uncharacterized. Gene Ontology annotation, cellular component: membrane. The transcript is spliced from 5 exons. Bases 1 to 948 code for a protein of 315 amino acids. The record is from RefSeq and is a predicted model, not a curated record. Lineage: Eukaryota; Fungi; Ascomycota; Leotiomycetes; Helotiales; Sclerotiniaceae. Gene Ontology annotation, molecular function: palmitoyl-(protein) hydrolase activity.
AUGAAGAUGUCGACACAAGAUUCAUCUGGUGGAGGGUAUAUUGAACAGGUAACUACUGUUACCAGUUCUAUCGCAGGUUACCUCAAAUUUCCUGUCCUUGUGUCUUCGGGUAUAACUUUUUUACUAAGUUCUCUUCUCUACUUCAAGCAAAAGUCCUUGAUUUACCCAAGUUCCAUCCCAAAUGCGGCCCGCACCGAAGUUCCACGACCCUCACAAUUCGGCAUCUCGGAUUUCGAGGAGUUGGUGAUCCCUACACCUGAUGGGGAAAAGCUUUCAGCCUUCUACAUUCGAGCACCGCUGACGAGGAAGAGAAAGAAUGUCACAAUCCUCAUGUUUCACGGCAAUGCCGGAAAUAUUGGUCAUCGAAUACCUAUCGCGAGACGAUUCAUAAAUAUGGUAGGAUGUAGUGUCUUGAUGUUGGAAUACCGGGGUUAUGGUCUCUCGACUGGAUCACCGGACGAGAAGGGUCUCAUGAUAGAUGCUCAGACUGGUUUCGACUAUCUACGCAAGAGAGCAGAGACGAGAGAUAACGACAUUGUCAUAUACGGUCAAAGUCUUGGGGGUGCGGUAUCAAUCCAACUAGUAGCAAAAAAUCAACACGACGAAAGAUUAGUGGGCCUAAUUUUGGAAAACACUUUUCUAUCCAUGAGAAAGCUGAUUCCAUCUGUUAUUCCACCAGCCAGAUAUCUCGCCUAUCUGUGCCAUCAAGUCUGGCCAUCAGACACAUAUCUACCUACCAUUACCGAAGUCCCAAUUCUCUUCAUGAGUGGUCUCCUGGAUGAGAUUGUACCGCCUAGCCACAUGCGCCGUCUCUUCGAGAUCUGCCAGUCCCCCACCAAAGUAUGGAAGCCUCUCCCGAGCGGUGACCACAAUUCGAGUGUGGUUGAGAUUGGGUAUUUCGAAGCCGUCGCCGAUUUCGUCGGGAACCUAGACACAAAACAUGGUUAAUCCCAUAACCCCAUACCAGGGAGCACGAUCCAUCAUUCGAAUCUUUCUAGCAUGCAUUACGUUGCGUUAUAACACAAAAUUAAUAUAGCAUUUGGCGAGGCGUUUGGUGCAUUUCGGAUACUCCUUUUGAUCAAGCGAGACCUAGACCUUCACUUCAUUUCCACUUGAGAUGUCCGUAUGAGCGAUGGAUGAAUUUCUAUAAAAAGUUUUUCUUCUUUAGAAUGGAGAGAUUUUAGAAUGGAGAGAUUCGGUACAAGAGUAGAGUGAACAAGAUUUACAUGUAUUUUAUUACGAGUUUCUAUAUCAUGAUAGGCACGGAGAGACGCAGUCAAGAACAAGGGGACGCGCUUCUGAGAAGCCGUUCUUGCAUCAUCCUACUAGUACAUUCUUUCUACGUUUGGUGUUUAAUUGCUCACACGACGAGACAUGUCACGCAAAUCACGCAUUUAAUCAUAGCCUAAUCAAAAUUUGGUUUUAAAGG